AGGAGCAGGAUCAGGGACAGGAAGAGGAGGAGCCACGAGUGCACAGCUCUUUGUAACUGCAGCACCCCCGCCCUGGGAGCGUCGGUUCUCCCCUCCGCAUCCCGCAGGAUUUCUCAUUCCCAAACCUUUGCCAAAGGGAGGAGGAGGCUGUGAGGAAGAGGAAGAUGCCCCAGGAGCCCCAGGCAGGGGAUGAGCUGCACACAGGGACCAAAGAGGACAAAUCCCCACGGCAGAACCUGGUGGAAGAGGCCGUUUUGAGCGGCUCCACGGCGCAGGAAUCCAACGGGGAGGAAAAGCCCUGGAGGUCCCCCACGAGGAGGGGCUGCAAACACAGCCCAGGGAGCUCUGAGGAGGAAAGACUCACCCUGUGCUGGGAAGGUGGCCGGAGAUCCAGCCAGAGCUCGGACCUGGUGGUCCAUGAGCAACUUCAUGACAGGGAGAAGCCCCACAAGUGCUUGGAGUGUGGGAAGAGCUUCAGCUGGAGAUCUCACCUGCUCCGCCACCAGAUGAUCCACACUGGGGAACGGCCCUACGAGUGCGGGGAAUGUGGGAAGAGCUUCAGCCAGAGCUCUGACCUAGUGGUCCACCAGCGCCUUCACACAGGGGAACGCCCGUACAUGUGCUUGGAAUGUGGGAAGAGCUUCAGCAAGAGGUCCAGCCUCAUAUACCACCAGCGCUUCCACACUGGGGAACGGCCGUACAUUUGCUUGGAAUGUGGGAAGAGCUUUAGCCAGAGCUCCCACCUCAUCAGCCACCGCCGGCUGCACACAGGGGACCGACCGUACAACUGCUUGGAAUGUGGGAAGAGCUUCAACCGCAGCUUCAGCCUUGUCAUCCACCAGCGUGUCCACACUGGGGAGAGGCCCUAUGAGUGUCACGAGUGUGGGAAGAGGUUUCGGACCAGCACCGAUCUCCUCAUGCAUCAGCGGAUGCACACGGAGGAGAGGCCCUUCCGCUGCACUGAUUGUGGGAAGAGCUUCAUCCGUAGCUCUGACCUAGUCAAGCACUGGCGCGUCCACACUGGGGAGAGGCCCUACAGGUGCUUGAAGUGUGGGAAGAGCUUCACCCAGAGUUCUGCCUUGACCUCACACCAACGGACCCACUGGUAAGAGAAGCUCUACAAGUGCCCCAGCUGCAGGAAGAGCAUUGGAGGAUCCAUGCUGAGCAGAGGCCUAGUGACCCAUGUUCCUGGUGAUCCACACUGGAAGACACCUGGCUUGUGGUCUCCACAUCCUCCUGGUUCCCCAUAGGCACCUGGAUGAACACAGGGGCAGGAGCAUCCACUGGAACACAGACUGACGUUGGAAAUUUAUUGGGAAGAGUGGAUUUGUUGACUUGGAAGAUCCCAAAAAAUCUCACCUGCUCCAUCCAAUCAUUUCUUCCUGUGGCGUCAAGCAACACUGGAUGAUUUUUAGGGUCUUUUCCAACCUAAGUAAUUCCAUGAUUCUAAUUCUCUCUGGACCAUGGGUGUCUUGCACAGCAAAAUGGUGAUGGACUGGAGCAAAAUUUUGAAGACAGUGGGGUGGAGACCCCUCUAAAAAAGGCUCUUUUACCCACCCAACCCAACCCCAUGAAUACUCACAUGAUGCUGACAUGUAAAUCUUUUUUUUUUGGUCUUGAUUUUCUUUUGAUUCCUGUUUAUCCCUUAAAAACACCUAAGGUUGGGGUAAAAAUAAAGAAAUUGAAUAAAGACCUCUAAACUCCCACUA
Messenger RNA from Corvus hawaiiensis (hawaiian crow), 1709 nucleotides. Its product is annotated as zinc finger protein 239-like. Bases 165 to 1109 code for a protein of 314 amino acids. The transcript is spliced from 3 exons. Gene Ontology annotation, biological process: regulation of transcription by RNA polymerase II. NCBI's taxonomy places the organism in Eukaryota, Metazoa, Chordata, Aves, Passeriformes, Corvidae. Gene Ontology annotation, molecular function: RNA polymerase II cis-regulatory region sequence-specific DNA binding; DNA-binding transcription factor activity. The record is from RefSeq and is a predicted model, not a curated record.